GUCGCCGGAGAUUUCUGCUAUGUUUCUGCUUAGCAAAGCUCACCGAGUUCCGCUCAGUCUGGCCAAUCGCAUCUCGCUGUGUCUCAGCACCAUCAUUGCAGUGUGCAGAGAUCAUACGGAGGUACUGCUUAGCGGAGAGAGGGACUGUUUGAAGAAGGGGAGAUACACGACCUGGGUGACCGCUCUGGGCAAACACCGUUCCCGGUUCCCCGACACAGGCACCGUGUGGCAUCCGUACAAGCAGCUUCAGUCCAAGUGACCCUCAGUGAGCGACAGAUGUGUGACACUGUGGAGAACCAUUUGCAUCUCCCAGCGGAGAUUUGAGUUCUGGGACACUGAGGCAGCCAAAGGGGGGGUGUCUCUGAGGAAGAUGCUGGGCUCAGAGCGCGGGGUUGUCGAAGAAUGGCUCUCAGAAUUCAAGUCCUUACCAGAAACCCACAUCCCCAGCUACGCCGGCAGCCUUCAUCUAAAGAAGUCCUUGGUCCCAGCUCUCUACAGAGUCAUCCAGGACCCCAACAACGAGCUCUUGGAGCCUGUGUGCCACCAGCUGUUCGAGCUGUACCGCAGCUCCGAAGACCGCUUGCGACGUUUCACCCUGCAGUUCCUGCCCGAGCUGGUCUGGGUUUAUCUGCGCAUCACUGCCAGCAGGGAUCGCCAGAGCAAUGGCUGCAUCGAGGCCCUGCUCUUGGGCAUCUAUAACCUGGAAAUUGUGGACAAAGAUGGCAACAGCAAGCUCCUCUCCUUCACUAUUCCAUCUCUCUCCAAACCAUCGAUAUAUCAUGAGCCUUCUAGCCUGGGGUCUAUGGCACUGACAGAGGGAGCUCUCUGUCAACAUGACCUGAUCAGAGUGGUGUACAGCGGCCUCCAUCCUCAGAGAGAGACCUUCACUGCACAGAACAGGUUUGAGGUGCUGUGUUUCCUCAUGCUCUGCUACAACUCUGCUGUGGUCUACAUGCCCCUUUCUUCCUAUCAGUCGGUCUGUAGGAUGAGCUCACGGUUGUGUGUAUGCGGCUUCCCUCGACAGCAGCAGAAGCUUUGGAGGGAACCUUGUAACCGAGUGCUGCUGGACCCUGAGUUCAUGGUGCAGAUGCUGACUGCAGUUUAUCAUGCCAUAUACAAUGGAGAGUGGGAGAUGGGGCGAGAAGCUUUGGAGGACAUUCUGUACAGAGCCCAGCUGGAGCUUUACUCCCAGCCUCUCCUGCUGGGGAACGCCAUGAAAAACUCGCUGCCAGAAAGUGCUCCCGAUGAACCGCGGGGGCGCAAAGUGCUCCAGGUGGAGGUGACACCCACCAUUAGCCGUAUAUCCAUCUCAGCCAUCACCACCGCCUCCAUACGACGCCACCGCUGGAAGAGAGAGGAUUGUUUUGACUACUCAACCGAUGCAGAGUUGAGCCUCAACGUCAAUCCUCCUAGCCUCGCCCAGCACCACCACCGCACCCCCUGGGAGCCCGCGGCUAAAGAGGAAAGAGGAGGGCGGCAUCACAGCCACCACAGCAGCAGCAGCAGCAUCAUUCCCCCCAUCACUCUCGAGGGUAGGGGACGGGGGCGGACACUCAGAGCAGGGCGGGUCUCAGGAGGAGGUGCCCCCUUCGAUCUGUAUCAUCCCAACCCUCCUCCUACCCCUUCUCAGCUUGAGGCGGUUAACUCUGCCCUUUCCAUUGUGGCUGCCUCUUCACUUCCCCAGAGUAUACUAACUCAUCCAGUCUAUAAUACCCUCAGCCAACAACAAACCAUUGCUAUGUUUUUGCCUCAUUUGAGAGUGGAAGAGUCGCCUAUUCUGGGUUUGAAGGAAGUGUGGCUGGCUAGGGGCCGUUUUGCAUGGGCCUGUUGUCAUGUCAUAGUCUCUCUUUUUCCUCAUCAUGCCUUCAACAGUAGAUUGCCGCCUUUGUCACUCACUGAGCAUGUUUAGUGUCCAGCUUGACCUUAAAUUCUGCGCUUUCUAAACUCUCCCUUGUUGAUAAUUGGGGUUAUUUAUUUAUUUUUUUCCCCUAAAUUUUAACAGGGAAUAUAAAUCAGUUUUGCAAAACUGGCUCAGAGUACCCGGCUUGUUUCUGCACUGCCCCUCAAGGUGUUUGAUAGCACCAAAUGUUAGGUCUCUGAGGCCAGCAGCACUCGUCUGCUGUCACCCUGCAGGAUGAGACCCUCCGAUUUGUUUUUGUUUUUGUUUUUUUUAUUAGUCCAGGAGCUUUAUUCUGUCUGUGUUCUUUUGAGUUUUCCUCAGCUCAGUGAGUGAAAACAAACCCUGCAUGCACACGCUACGGCAAGCUUCAGUAAUUUCUGCUUCAACAUGAAACCUUGGAACAUUAGCUUAGCAAAAGAAAAGGCCAUAUGACGAAUUGCUGUCAAACUCCAAUAAAUCGAGUAGGGACUGUAGGCCCAUUUUGCAUUGUUUAAAUCGCUGUCCAUUCCCAUUUAUGGCUGUUUUUAAAUCUUGAAACAUCAGACUCAUUUCCUGGCUUGUGGUCAGUGUGCGUCUGAGUGCCAUCCCGUUUUCUUCCAGUGAGCUUUCACUGAACUUGGUGCAACUGCAGUGAAAAAUCCUUUAAACUUCAUUAGAUAGUAAUCUGCCAGGUAUUAAAGAGAAACAUGGGAUUAUUUCAAAAGAACAUGUCUGUUAGUUUGGCCUUCCAUUGCAUUGAAAUUAAGUUGCUUGUGGCUUUGCAUGUUUAAACUUGCUAAUCGCAUAUUCUUUGCUCUGCAACCAUUUUUCUUUUUAUUUAAUUUUUCUUGCCUUCCUUCCAGGAAACAAUUCAUUUAAAUUCAUGUCAUUUCACUUGGAAAAUAUAGAUCAGCAGACCUAAAAUGUGUAACUCAAAUAUUUAAUAUUGUUCAGUUUGUGUAGUUAUGUUUUUUUCUAAAUCCAAAAUGGGGCAGUUUUAAAAACUCUGAAAUUAUGGUCAUAAUGUUGCUUUUAAAAGAGCUCGACUAAUGCAGGAUUUU
Messenger RNA from Archocentrus centrarchus (flier cichlid), 2940 nucleotides. Its product is annotated as protein FAM126B-like. The transcript has 12 exons. The record is from RefSeq and is a predicted model, not a curated record. NCBI's taxonomy places the organism in Eukaryota, Metazoa, Chordata, Actinopteri, Cichliformes, Cichlidae. Bases 371 to 1909 code for a protein of 512 amino acids. Gene Ontology annotation, cellular component: plasma membrane. Gene Ontology annotation, biological process: phosphatidylinositol phosphate biosynthetic process; protein localization to plasma membrane.